Hyla sarda is the source of this 1208-nucleotide messenger RNA. RefSeq names its product leucine rich repeat containing 10B (gene LRRC10B). Gene Ontology annotation, molecular function: protein binding. The record is from RefSeq and is a predicted model, not a curated record. Bases 145 to 1182 code for a protein of 345 amino acids. The transcript has a single exon. NCBI's taxonomy places the organism in Eukaryota, Metazoa, Chordata, Amphibia, Anura, Hylidae.
UCAGUAAUAUGUUCCUUAUGGGGGCACAAUACAAUUACUUUGUGCCAAUUGUAAAUUGUCGAUACCCAUGAAAGGCUUACAAAUUGUAUAUGGAGCUCAAAUCUACAAUCUGCCAAACUUUUUGUGAUUCCUGCGGCCGUCCAGAUGGGAGGAUGUGGAUCGGUGCCAACGGUGGCAGGAGAAGUUGUAAAUGAACCUUUACCAGAAGAUACAGAGGAACAACUAAGUACAGGAGAUGGCACCUUGGAGUUCAGUGGACGCAAAAUGGCACGACUGCCUGCUUCAAUAUGCACACUUACUGAUCAGCUCUAUAAAUUGUACCUGAGUGGCACAAUGGUAAGUGAGAUACCUGAUGACUUAUACCAACUCCACAAUCUACGCACAUUGGCACUUGAUGCCAACAAAUUACCAGAGUUGCCAGAGGCUGUGUGUUCACUACCCCAUUUGGGACGUCUCUACUUAGGGGCAAACCGACUUCAGGGUCUCCCCCCAUCUUUUGCACGUCUCCAGACUUUGCGUACUUUGUGGAUAGAGCGUAACUUUUUGCACCACUUUCCACGAGUAUUGCUGAACCUGCCUGCCCUGCGAUGUCUACAAAUGGGUGACAACCGGCUUAAGAGCCUUCCAGGAGAUAUUGCAACUUGUAUGCCAGGUCUCAGAGGUCUUUGGCUCUAUGGAAAUAGACUGGAGCAUGUACCAAAGGUCCUUUUACGCUUACAUGACUUAGAGAUCCUGGAUCUGGAUAAGAACAAGAUAGCUGUAUUUCCAGACAUGAGUGGUAUGAAGGGACUGCGUCUUCUUUCUUACGACCACAACCCUGUUAAUGCACCACCCAAGGUAAGGGAGACGGUUACAUUGGUUGGUGAGGGUGCCCAGGAGUUUAUGGAAGAACGUGAGGAACGCAGGAAGCAGAUUGAGGAAGAGGAGAUGGAGCAGCGAGAAAGAGAGCAGGAAGAGGAGGCACAAAAGGCGGAGGAGGUGGCAGAAGGAGAGGGUGAAGGGGAGCAAGAGGAAGAAUAUGAAGAGCAGGUGGAAGAGAAGGAAAACCACCAUACUGACUAUUACUCUGGUGAUCAGGAAGAAGACUAUUAUCCAGAUGAGGAAGGGUAUUAUAAGGAUGAGGAAGAGGAGGGAUAUUACCCUAGUGAAGGAGAAAACUACUAUGUGAGAGGAAUUUAUUGACUACCAUAAAUGUCCAAAAAGUAAUG